Molecule: messenger RNA, 3780 nt
Organism: Oncorhynchus mykiss (rainbow trout)
Lineage: Eukaryota; Metazoa; Chordata; Actinopteri; Salmoniformes; Salmonidae
Product: serine/threonine-protein kinase DCLK2
Biological process (GO): intracellular signal transduction; protein phosphorylation
Molecular function (GO): protein kinase activity; ATP binding
Source: RefSeq, a predicted model, not a curated record
GGCUAUUGUUAUAGGUCUGGUUUGAACAUGAGGAGAAGAAUCCAAUCAGAAGUAAUUUCCUACCCGUUUUUAGAACGGUUACUAUUAGCCUAACGUUGUCAAACAUUCAAUUUAAGAAAAACGAUGUGAAGUCUGUUAUAAUUAUGCUUCAGAUGAGGUAGUUGACCGGUUAAUGAUGAAAAUAACGGCGCUAGGACCCGGAAAUAACCUGGCUCCUCCUCUCCUCCUUCUCCCCGGGAGCACGCGCUAGACGUUUGGGUCCUCUGCUCACCUGCUAGAGGAGCUCGCUAUCCCCUCAUACUAGCACAGCACCGGGGAGAGAAUAGGACUGGGUUGUGAUAAUCACGCAGGACGCUCUUUGUCUCUGUCUCGCUCUCUCCGCAGCCACGCUGUCUCGUUGGGCACCGAUCGCGCGUGUGCAGAACGUAGAAAUUGUCGCACGCCCGGAAUGAAAUUAAAACAUCGAUGGUUGGUUGGUGACGUUUCUGCUUCCUAAAUUUGGAUUAUUCGGGAUUCCUGGAUUCCUUCUUUUUUUUUAUAACACUCGCGAAUCCCAGGAAUAUCGAACCAGACGUGGCAGAGCGAGCCCAUAGCAACCGAUUCCCACCGUGAAGACACAUCCGCUGUUAAUCCACAGUCCAAGACAAAUCAAUGUCCUAGUAUUCAUCUAUUCUAGUUCAACAUAUACUUUCUAGACGGAGAACAAUGUCCUAGGCUACAACGUUUGAUUAUAGAAUGAACCUACAAUUUCUCCAUUUAGUCUACAAGGAAGUUGCCUGUCAUGUGGACGUGGGAUGCACUCUAGAGUGGUGUAUUGAUAGGUUAGAAAAUAGCCUACACCGUUUCUUCAGCAUCACGCUACAAUAGACCGGACAGAUGAUGAUGAUGAUGAUGAUGAUGCUACAGUAAGAUGCUGGUGUGACGUUGCUGGAUCUCUUUUCUCUCUCUAUACGCACCUCAUCAUCACCGCCCAGCCCAGCCCAGCCCAGCCCAGCGGCAGACAGACAGACGGACAGACAGACCUUCGGAGGAGGGCUGGACCGCUAUUGGCUACAGUAAAACCGCCAACCGAACAUGCUCACGUAGCAGCAGCAGCAGGAGCAGCACCAGUGGGUUAUCAAGGAACCGGUAAUCGCUAGGCUACAGACCAUGCCCGGUGUAACCUAUUAUAAGAGGAUGUUGACUGACGAGUUGUGAUUAUCGUGAAUAGAUGGACGGUUAGGCUGCUACCAGGAUCCCUUUUCAUUCUACCACAUGCUGAUGAUGACAAUGGAAUAAAAGAUUCGGUAACCGGGAGAAAAGAACUGUGAAUCUGUGUGAAUCCAUAGUUAACGGUAACCGCGAUGUCUCUCAACAAGACUAUCGAGCUGGAACAUUUCGAUGAACGGGACAAGGCUCGUCGUAGCCGAUCCACUCGCUCCACUGGUGCUUCUACCGGCGGGGGAUCCGGUUCGAGAGGCAGCAGCCUGGUGCCAAGCCCCGCGCACAGCGCCAACUGCAGCUACUACCGCACGCGCACGCUGCAGACACUCACCUCAGAGAAACGUGCCAAGAAGGUCAGGUUCUACCGGAAUGGGGACAGGUAUUUCAAGGGACUCGUGUAUGCGGUCUCUAACGACAGGUUCCGGUCAUAUGAUGCGCUGCUGAUGGAGCUGACCCGGUCCCUGGCGGACAACCUGCACCUGCCUCAGGGCGUGCGCGCCAUCUAUACGGUGGACGGGAUCAAGAAGAUCACUUCUAUGGAUGAACUGGCAGAGGGUGACUGCUACGUGUGUGCGUCCAACGAGCCCUAUCGUAAACUGGACUACACCAAGAUCAACAACCCAAACUGGAAGCCCGGUGUUACCGCUGGCACCUCUAGCGGUUCCCCUACUGUCCCUGGGACGCGGUCUGGGUCUGGCCCGGGCCCGGGCGGUCAACAGCUGGUCAGAGAGAGUAAUGACUUUAUAAAACCUAAGCUGGUCACGGUGAUUCGUAGUGGAGUGAAGCCGAGGAAAGCAGUCAGGAUUUUAUUGAACAAGAAGACGGCGCAUUCCUUCGACCAGGUUCUGGAGGAUAUCACCGAAGCUAUCAAACUGGACUCUGGUGCCGUCAAGAGGCUUUAUACACUGGACGGGAAACAGGUGACCAGCCUGCAGGACUUCUUCGGUGAUGAUGACGUGUUCAUGGCGUGUGGUCUGGAGAAGUUCCGGUACGCUCAGGACGACUACGCCAUCACACACAGCGGGAAGGCUGCCUCCGCGUUCGUCAACGACUCUAGGGUGAAAAUGUCUCGUUCCUCCACUCCUCUGAAGCCGUCGUCUCCCAAACCUUCCAGCGUGACCACGCCCAAAACCCCGCCCAGAACUCCACCCAGAACCAAAUCACCUGGCCCAGCCACUGAGGGGACAGGAAUUCAGGUGGGUGUGGCUAAGUCGGCGAGGUCAUGCCCCUCUCCUACCAGCCCGGGGACCCGACGCAACCUCAAGAUUUCUCCUCAUCCUGCCUCGUCAGAUGUGAACGGAGCAGCGAACCAGACAGAUGAUCUGAGCCCUGAAGUGAAUGGGAACAGGUCGGUCUCCUCCUCCAUCAUCAGUGACAAGUACAAGGUGGGGAAGAUCAUAGGAGACGGGAACUUUGCAGUUGUUAAGGAUUGUGUCGAGAGGUCGACUGGACAGGAGUUUGCUCUGAAGAUUAUCGAUAAAGCUCGUUGCUGUGGGAAGGAGCACCUGAUAGAGAACGAGGUGGCGGUGUUGAGGAGGGUCAGACACCCCAGCAUUAUACAGCUGAUUGAGGUCGACGACACGCCCACAGAGCUCUACCUGGUCAUGGAAUUGGUCAAGGGUGGAGAUCUGUUUGAUGCCAUCACAUGUUCUACUAAGUACACGGAGAGAGAUGCCAGUGCCAUGGUCUUCAACCUGGCCGGGGCGAUUCAAUACCUACACCGUAUGGACAUAGUCCACAGAGACAUCAAGCCUGAAAACCUGCUGGUGUGUGAGUACCUGGAUGGGACCAAGUCGUUGAAGCUGGGUGAUUUUGGUCUGGCUACAGUUGUAGAGGGACCCCUGUAUACAGUCUGCGGAACACCCACAUAUGUAGCUCCAGAGAUCAUCGCUGAGACUGGGUACGGUCUGAAGGUGGAUAUCUGGGCUGCAGGUGUUAUCACCUACAUUCUAUUGUGUGGGUUCCCUCCGUUCCGUAGUGAGAAUAACAUCCAGGAGGAGUUGUUUGACCAGAUACUCAGGGGGAAGCUGGAAUUCCCUUCCCCAGACUGGGACACAGUCAGCCUGCCGGCCAAGAUGCUGAUUGGUCAGAUGCUGCAGGUGAACGCGGACAUUCGUUAUUCAGCAGAGGAGGUUCUCUCACACCCCUGGGUUACGGACGAGGCCACUCUGGAGGGCAGAAACGUGAACACAGAGUCAUUAUCUUCAGCUACGGUGACCCCUGACCUUCCAGUGACCCCUACAACCCCGACCUUUGCCCCUAUGACCCCGGCAGCACAGAGUAGCCCCGUCCACAACAACACUACUAAUCCCAACACUAAAUCUGUUACCUCUGCUGAGGACACGUCCCAUUUCAUCCCCUAGGCAAGGGAUGGGCAACUUUGAUGGGGGUGGGAGCCACCAACAAUCUGAACUCAUCGCGAGGGGCAGCGGUGGCUCGUGGGCGGAGUGAAGAUUUAGCAAUUUUAUAACUCAUUUUCCUGCAAUUCUACACAUUUUGCCAUGUGGGUGGAGAGAAAUGUUUGCCGUUUUUAAUAUGAUAUCUGAAUGAGAGUGACAAACAAAAUCAAUGGGAGCC